AUGAGAGUCAUUCCGUUUUUUACUCUUCUUUUCGUUGUUCUCAAUACUGUUUCUCUUGUUGGAACUCAACAGGCAUUUGGUUCAGUUUCAUAUGCAGCCAUCCAGAGAAUCAUUCCACAUGCUACAAAUGCUAAUGCGUUUGCGCUGGCUCAAGGACUCAAUCAAAAUGUUGGAAAAUACGCUGCUAUGAGAACUCUUGUCAAUCAAUUCUUCACGCAAAACAAGGCCGGAAAACCGAAUCCAAAGACUCUUUCUCUGUAUGAUAACUCCACUUACAGUCGACAGAAACUUGUUGCGUUGGUUAACAACAGACAAGCAAUCGCAAACUGGUGGUCUCAAGAUUUGACACCUGGAUUUACGAAGAUCUACAAUGCAGCAACUGCAACGACUUACAAAAACCUCUACGCAUACUUUGACAGCCGUUACACAAACAGUUUCACAUACACAGUUGUCUACUGGAUGCUAACAGUUCUUAUGAAAGACAUGUGGAAUGAAGUGACCUACAAUGCGACUGUUGACUUGAUUUCAGAUACUAUGAAUACCCAAGUGGAAAAAUCACCAACUCUCGUUUUCGAGAUCUACACUGAAGCUUUCGAAGCGAAUCACAACCAGACAUACAUGAAAGGAAAGUGGUAG
Caenorhabditis remanei is the source of this 636-nucleotide messenger RNA. RefSeq lists its product as uncharacterized. The record is from RefSeq and is a predicted model, not a curated record. The transcript is spliced from 6 exons. Lineage: Eukaryota; Metazoa; Nematoda; Chromadorea; Rhabditida; Rhabditidae. Bases 1 to 636 code for a protein of 211 amino acids.